CAUGCAUAGCUUAUUAUAUAUCUGUAGUUAAUGCCCAAUUCUAUUUCAAGGUAUUAAAAAAUAGCGCUAUUACUUCAACAUUCGAGGAACAAUCACGCUCGGUGUAUAACAAAAUAUCUCGGUAUUUUAUGUUUAAGGUAUUUGUAGCUGGACUACGACUGUUUACAAUGUCUGUAACCCAAAAACCCGAAGUUUUAUUUGUUUUGGGAGGUCCCGGUGCAGGCAAAGGUACUUUAUGCCGGUAUAUAACAGAAAAUUAUGGUUAUGUGCAUCUGUCAGCUGGUGACUUACUUAGAGAAGAACGUGCAAAGCCGGGUUCACAAUACGGGGAACUGAUCGAAAAUCACAUUAAAAGUGGAACAAUUGUACCGGUUGCAAUCACUUGUAGCCUUCUGGAUCAGGCCAUGCAAACAGCUGAUUGUGUUCAUAAAAGGUUUUUGAUCGAUGGUUUCCCGCGAAAUCAGGAUAACGUCGACGGUUGGAAUAAGACAAUGGCUGAUAAAUGUAAAGUAAAAGGAGUAUUGUUCUGUAAAUGUAGCAAAGAAGUAUGUUCCCAACGGUGUUUAAAACGUGGAGCUGCAGGCAGUGGAAGAACAGACGACAACGAAGAAGUGUUAAUGAAGAGGCAUGAAACUUACAUUAAAGAAACUAUGCCCAUAAUUGAAUAUUUUGAAAAGCAAGGCUUGGUUUUUGAACUAAAUUCUAUGCAAUCACCGGACGAUGUAUUUGGAGAUGCUAAAGCAAUUUUAUCCAAAAUAGGAUGGUGAUGCAUUGUAAUGGAGUAACUGUUAAUGAUCUCAAUGAGAUCACGUUAUACUCCACCUGCAUAUAUUAAUUAUGUCAUUUUAAAAAGUAUAUAUAUUUUAUAGAAAUAUUUUAUUUUUAGCAGUAUAGUGUAUAAUUUACAUUGUAUUUCUUUGCAUUUAUGAAAACAGUAGAUCAUUCCGGUCUUAAAAUAUACUUUUGAAUGCAGCA
This is a messenger RNA of Megachile rotundata (alfalfa leafcutting bee), 975 nucleotides long. RefSeq names its product cytidine/uridine monophosphate kinase Dak1 (gene Dak1). The record is from RefSeq and is a predicted model, not a curated record. NCBI's taxonomy places the organism in Eukaryota, Metazoa, Arthropoda, Insecta, Hymenoptera, Megachilidae. Gene Ontology annotation, biological process: 'de novo' pyrimidine nucleobase biosynthetic process; pyrimidine nucleotide biosynthetic process. Gene Ontology annotation, molecular function: ATP binding.